Molecule: messenger RNA, 225 nt
Organism: Closterium sp. Yama58-4
Lineage: Eukaryota; Viridiplantae; Streptophyta; Zygnematophyceae; Desmidiales; Closteriaceae
Source: the annotation of a GenBank genome assembly
AUGGGGUGUGCACUUGGAACUUGCGAAGGACCACAAUGGUUGGCUGAUAUGGGACUUGACCAGCCAGCAGCUGACUGUGUCAAGGGAUGUGGAGUAGCAGCAGCAGCAGCAGCAGCAGCAGCAGCAGCAGCAGCAGCAGCAGCAGCAGCAGCAGCAGCAGCAGCAGCAGCAGCAGCAGCAGCAGCAGCCGCAGCAGCAGCAGCAGCAGCAGCAACGUGCGGCUGA